AUGCACUUACUAAUAUUCUGCAUAUGCAUAAGCACAGCCCUCAGCUACAUCGGAAUCAAGCUCAAGCUACCGUCAGCCGCAAGCUCGAGCAGCGCGCAAAAUGGCGAAGAGAGCAACAACGACAACGACAAUAACGAGGCCAAAGUGCAGGAGGCCAUGAGCUCGCUCAGUCGGCAGUACGGUGAUGGUAUGGUGUUGGGGAAACGCAGGGGACAUGGUGGCGCUACAUUGUUUAUUAUUGAGGAGCUGGGGAGUUGA
Molecule: messenger RNA, 258 nt
Organism: Lodderomyces beijingensis
Lineage: Eukaryota; Fungi; Ascomycota; Pichiomycetes; Serinales; Debaryomycetaceae
Source: the annotation of a GenBank genome assembly